This is a messenger RNA of Cercospora beticola, 1596 nucleotides long. Its product is annotated as cytochrome P450. Lineage: Eukaryota; Fungi; Ascomycota; Dothideomycetes; Mycosphaerellales; Mycosphaerellaceae. Gene Ontology annotation, molecular function: monooxygenase activity; heme binding; oxidoreductase activity, acting on paired donors, with incorporation or reduction of molecular oxygen. The record is from RefSeq and is a predicted model, not a curated record.
AUGUUGAUACUAUCGCCUUUGGUAUGGCUCAUAGCAAGCGCCUUACUUGUAUUUCGCCUAUUGUUCAGCCUGCGAUCACGUCGACCGAAAGGCACACAAGAUCUUCCUGGGCCUUCGGGACUGCCAUGGAUUGGUAGUGUUUUCGAUCUGAAUAAAGGCGAAGGCGGCUACUUCUGGUUCAAGUUCACAGAAUGGAGCAAACAAUUCGGACCCAUCUACCAAUACAAGACCUUUGGCAAGAUCAAUGUGGUUGUCAAUACAGAGAAGAUGGCAAAUGAUUUGCUGAGGGAGCGAGGAGAGUUCUACAGCUCCAGAGAGAGUCUCCCAAUGGCAUCUCAGCUGCUAAGUGAUGGAUAUAAGGCUCUUUUCCUUCCAUAUGGAGAGAAGUGGCGCCGAGUGCGAAAGCUGCAACAUCAUGUAACUCAGGUCAAUGCGGCAAAUUCGUACCAACCACUCCAGCAGCACGAAUCCGCUCGUAUGGUGAACGAUCUGGUCUCGAAUCCUGGAGAGUACAAGACACUAUUCCGUCGGUAUGCCUCCGCCCUCAUUCUGCGACUCACCUACGGCAUCGAAGUGCAGACAGGCAACGAAGACAUCGUCCGAUUGGUCUACGAAAACCAACUCAAUGUCGAACGUGUCUCAGCACCAGGCCAGUACCUGGUCGACGUGUUACCGAUCCUGAUGUGGCUGCCAACUUGGCUUGCACCAUUCAAGCAAGAGGCAAAGGCUCACCGCACGCGGGAGGUGAAUCUGUUCUCAAGCCUUGUGAAAGGUGUUGAGCAGGACAUAGAAGCAGGAAAGGCGGGACCUAGCUUUACUCGCACGUGGCUAGAGAACAAAGAAAAGUGGGCGCUUGAGGAUCUGCAAGGUAUCUAUGUUCUUGGAGGACUUUACUCAGCUGCCGCUUCCACGACUGCUUCUCUGGCAACGAGCUGGUUACUGAUGAUGGUUUUGCAUCCGGAGUGGUUCCAGAAACUACAGGCUCAAAUCGAUGAAGUUGUAGGACCUGAUCGACUGCCGCGGUACGACGAUCUUCCAAAUCUACCACUGUUGAGAGCAGUGGCAAAGGAAGUGGCAAGAAUGAGGCCAGUCACUGCCGGAGGCAUAGCGCACAAGUCCACGCAGGACGAUACUUACAAUGGCUACUUCAUUCCCAAAGGUAGCAUUAUUCAUCCGAAUCUGUGGGCUAUCCACCAUGAUCCACAACUCUACCCAGAUCCGUUCACCUUCAAUCCCGACCGCUGGCUAUCUCCAGACUUCCCCACCACGUAUAAAGAGCCUCUAACAAAAUAUCCAAACAUGAACAACUUCUCAGUUUUCGGUUUUGGCCGGCGUCUUUGUCCCGGUGGACACAUCGCGGAACGAAGCAUUUACAUUCUAUCUGCUCGUAUGGCAUGGGCUUGUAACAUUGAGAAAGCUACUGAUCCGAAGACUGGAGCACCAAUAACUCCUCCUGAGUAUAAUUAUGUCAAAGCGUUGAAUACCGAACCUCAUCCGUUUCCGUUCCAACUCGAGUGUCGGAGUGAGAAGCAUAGGGAAGUCUUGCAGCGAGAGGCGAGGGAGGCGUCGGAGGCGUUGAGUAGUGGGAGUAGAUAG